This is a messenger RNA of Hymenoscyphus albidus, 4458 nucleotides long. NCBI's taxonomy places the organism in Eukaryota, Fungi, Ascomycota, Leotiomycetes, Helotiales, Helotiaceae. The record is from the annotation of a GenBank genome assembly.
CAGAGACACACACACAGACACUCUUAUUCCACACUCCACUCUAGAAUGUGAAUUCUAUUUUACUGUGUGUUAAUAUCUUCAGACACACGAGAUUCUAGCCACCUGAAACCAUGCGUCUUUUGGAGAUGAAAAGCCCUGGCGAAUUCAACCUGGCCAAGGUUGCCACCCACGACAUCUUUCCCUACGCAAUACUUUCGCAUACUUGGACGGGUGAAGAGGUCUCAUACCAAGAUCUAAUUAGUGGUGCUGGGAAAAGCAAGUCUGGCUACGAGAAGAUUACGUUUUGUGGAGAACAAGCGACUAGAGAUGGCCUACAGUACUUCUGGGUAGAUACUUGUUGCAUUGACAAGUCUGAUCCAGCUGAGCUUUCAAAGGCUAUCAAUUCGAUGUUUCGCUGGUAUCAGAAUGCAAAGAAAUGCUAUGUAUACCUUGCAGAUGUUUCGAUACCUAGCAAAAACGCAGACGCUCAAACAUCCCAGAUCACGUGGGAAGUGGCCUUUCGAAGAAGUAAAUGGUUUACGAGAGGCUGGACACUUCAAGAACUUAUUGCUCCAGCCAUGGUCGAAUUCUUCUCUAAAGAGGGCAAGCUACUUGGUGACAAAAAGUCACUUGAAAAGCCAAUUCAAGGCAUUACCCAUAUUCCAGUUCAAGCUCUGCGAGGGAACCCUUUCUCUGAUUUUAGCAUAGCUGAGCGGAAAAAAUGGGCAGCACAACGCCAGACAACAGAGGAAGAAGACAUCGUGUACUGUUUGUUAGGUCUCUGCGAGGUAUCUAUGCCAACAAUUUAUGGCGAGGGGAAGAUGGCCGCGCUAAAAAGGCUCGAAAUGACAGUAAAGGGCUUCUCUCAGGGAGAGACCGAGCCGAGAGAUCUUAAAGGUGCGGCAGAUCUAACGUGAUUUGGCCUGUGCUAAUUACUCUUCUAUAGACAAUGUUGUUCCGUUCAUCGUCCCAUUCGACAAAAAUCCCAACUUUACAGGCCGUAAUUCCCAGCUUACCCAACUCGAAGAAAUGCUAUUUAGGGAUCGUCGAACCACGAAGUUUACAGUUACAGGGCUUGGGGGUGUAGGAAAGACCCAACUUGUGCUUGAACUUGUCUACCGAGUCAGAGAGAAGUAUAGGCAUUGCACGGUUAUCUGGAUACCGGCGACCAACGUGGAAAGUCUAUAUCAAGCAUAUCUAGACGUCGCCCGACAGCUCAAGAUCCCCGGUUUAGACGAGGACAAAGCGGAUGCAAAGAAGCUUGUGCAAAGUUACUUGAGCAAGGAAAGCGCGGGUCGGUGGCUUCUAGUGUUUGACAAUGCUGAUGAUGUGAAUAUGUGGAUCACCCAAUCUGGGCCAGGAUCUAGUCGUCUAACCGACUACCUCCCACGAAGUGAGCAAGGAUGCAUCGUCUUCACGACGCGCGACAGGAAGACCGCUGUUAAACUUACACGACAGAACAUCGUAGAAGUACCGGCGAUGGACGAAGACGUAGCGAUACAGCUGCUCCAGAAGUGUUUAAUUAACCCGGAUCUAGUUGAGAAUAAAUCAGAUACAACAGCUCUACUGAAAGGGCUUACCUACCUUCCGCUUGCUAUUGUUCAGGCGGUAGCAUACAUCAACGAGAAUAGGAUCGCGUUCGUGGACUAUCUAUCUCUUCUUACAGAACAAGAAGAGGACAUUAUCGACCUCCUUAGUGAGGACUUCGAGGAUGACGGGAGAUAUGACAAUAUCAAGAACCCCGUGGCUACAACGUGGCUUAUCUCGUUUGAGCAGAUUCGCCAUCGCGACCCUCUCGCAGCCGACUACCUAUCGUUUAUGGCUUGUAUAAAUCCUAAGGACAUUCCCCAAUCUAUUCUUCCAGCAGGAGCAUCUCGGAAAAAGAAGACAGAUGCAACCGGGACACUCGAAGCCUACUCGUUUAUUGUUAAGCGAUCGACAGACCUGGCUCUUGAUCUCCACCGACUAGUACAUCUUGCAACGAGAAACUGGCUUAAGCAAAAUAACGUAAUCACCCAAUGGACUGAAAAGGCGAUUAUGCGAUUAGAAGAGGUCUUUCCAAAUAAUGACUACCAAAAUAGAACUAACUGGAGGAUAUACUUGCCACACGUACGUUGCGUGCUCAUGUCUGAUGAAGCUAGCAAAGAUAAGGACACCCGGAUUACUUUGUCGCGGAGAUUUGGGCUGUGUCUCCUUAGCGAUGGACGAUAUGACGAGGCUGAGGCACCGUUUGUGGAAGUAAUGACAAGGCACAAGAGAGUUCUUGGACAUGAGCAUCCCUCCACGCUGACCAGCAUAGCCAACUUGGCUUCGACAUACCGGAAUCAGGGACGCUGGAAAGAAGCUGAAGACCUGGAGGUGCAAGUGAUGGAGACGAGGAAGAGGGUGUUGGGAGAGGAGCAUCCCUCCACGCUGACCAGCAUAGCCAACUUGGCUUCGACAUACCGGAAUCAGGGACGCUGGAAAGAAGCUGAAGACCUGGAGGUGCAAGUGAUGGAGACGAGUAAGAGGGUGUUGGGAGAGGAGCAUCCAGACAUGCUGACCAGCAUAGCCAACUUGGCUUCGACAUACCGGAAUCAGGGACGCUGGAAAGAAGCUGAAGACCUGUUUGUGCAAGUAAUGGAGACGAGGAAGAGGGUGUUGGGAGAGGAGCAUCCCUCCACGCUGACCAGCAUAGCCAACUUGGCUUCGACAUUUUGGAAUCAGGGACGCUGGAAAGAAGCUGGAGACCUGUUUGUGCAAGUGAUGGAGAAGAGGAAGAGGGUGUUGGGAAAGGAGCAUCCCUCCACGCUGACCAGCAUAGCCAACUUGGCUUCGACAUACCGGAAUCAGGGACGCUGGAAAGAAGCUGAAGACCUGUUUGUGCAAGUAAUGGAGACGAGGAAGAGGGUGUUGGGAGAGGAGCAUCCCUCCACGCUGACCAGCAUAGCCAACUUGGCUUCGACAUACCGGAAUCAGGGACGCUGGAAAGAAGCUGAAGACCUGUUUGUGCAAGUGAUGGAGGCGAGUAAGGGGGUGUUGGGAGAGGAGCAUCCAGACACGCUGACCAGCAUAGCCAACUUGGCUUCGACAUACCGGAAUCAGGGACGCUGGAAAGAAGCUGAAGACCUGGAGGUGCAAGUGAUGGAGACGAGUAAGAGGGUAUUGGGAGAGGAGCAUCCCUCCACGCUGACCAGCAUAGCCAACUUGGCUUCGACAUACCGGAAUCAGGGACGCUGGAAAGAAGCUGAAGACCUGUUUGUGCAAGUAAUGGAGACGAGGAAGAGGGUGUUGGGAGAGGAGCAUCCCUCCACGCUGACCAGCAUAGCCAACUUGGCUUCGACAUACCGGAAUCAGGGACGCUGGAAAGAAGCUGAAGACCUGGAGGUGCAAGUGAUGGAGACGAGGAAGAGGGUGUUGGGAGAGGAGCAUCCAGACACGCUGACCAGCAUAGCCAACUUGGCUUCGACAUACCGGAAUCAGGGACGCUGGAAAGAAGCUGAAGACCUGUUUGUGCAAGUAAUGGAGACGAGGAAGAGGGUGUUGGGAGAGGAGCAUCCCUCCACGCUGACCAGCAUAGCCAACUUGGCUUCGACAUACCGGAAUCAGGGACGCUGGAAAGAAGCUGAAGACCUGUUUGUGCAAGUAAUGGAGACGAGGAAGAGGGUGUUGGGAGAGGAGCAUCCCUCCACGCUGACCAGCAUAGCCAACUUGGCUUCGACAUACCGGAAUCAGGGACGCUGGAAAGAGGCCCACAAGCUAAUGGAGGAAUGCGUAAUGUUACGGACCAGAACCAUAGGUACUAAUCACCCUGACACUUUGUCUUCUCGUACAGCAUUACUUGUAUUGGAGACAGAGCAGUUAUAUUAGUGCAUUUCUUGACAAAGACCUAGAUGUGGAGUAAAGUCUCUCUACUCGUACGGCGUAACACUGGGAUUUCUUGAUUUUCCAACUGGUGUCCUCAAAAUUUGGAACUAUUAAUUCUCUAUAGAACCUUUCUCUGAAAUUUUAAGAAACCCCGACAGUCGCAAUUAAGCAGGACGGAAUAGUUAGAAUGGCCAUCGGCAGCAUCAACGAAACGAUUAAUAGCAUGAUCAACUACAGUCUUUUUCAUAUUUCCCACCUUUUUUGUUUUUUUGUGUGGCUUCCUACAGCUUGAUUACGGGCAGAAGUAAAAGUGGAGCAGGGAUUUCCUCCUUGAGCAAGAGCAUGUUAGAAGAGCAUCUUCGGGGUGGAAUCGUGUAUGGUAGGCUGCGAAGUCUCCGUGUUAAGAGGUUCCACUACCCCACCCACCUACAACCAACCUCAGGGAGGGUUGGGACUUUCAAUUAGUCAAGACCUUUAAUUUACCACAAUUGUGAUGGCUUAACAAAGCGACAUUCCAAAAACACCCAAUUGAAUAGAUUCUCAAGUGAUUAUGACUGGCCACUCUUUGCAAUAUCUAGUGUACGGCGUAACUUCCCUUCUUCCUUCCAUCCAGUAUCGGUUCCUCUCUAUAUC